AUGGAUUGUGAGACUCAUAAAGAUAGGAUUAGCGAUCUUCAAGAAGGCCUUCUGUCUCACAUCUUGUCUCGCCUUCCAACAAAGGAUGCUGUGCGCACCUGUGUUUUAUCCAAGACGUGGGAGAUGAAGUGGAAUUGUAUAUGGAGUCUUGAUUUCUACGGUAAAUUGCUUUACUUGAACCAGGUGAUAGACAAGGAGAGAUUUAGUAGUUUCGUUACAAAAGUACUUAAUCACUGUGGAAAUACAAUAUCUCAGAAUUUUGGGCUCAUAUUGUCUCAAAAGUAUGAUCCAAAUCAUAUAGUUGCAUGGAUUUCUACUGCACUGGAUCAUGAUGUCAAGAGCCUUUAUCUACAUUACGAUCGAAAAGACCGCGCUUUGAUCUCCCGAGUUAUUUUUUGCAGUGCAGAUCAUUACAGGAAGUAA
Messenger RNA from Coffea arabica (coffee), 423 nucleotides. The record is from RefSeq and is a predicted model, not a curated record. NCBI's taxonomy places the organism in Eukaryota, Viridiplantae, Streptophyta, Magnoliopsida, Gentianales, Rubiaceae.